Molecule: messenger RNA, 1105 nt
Organism: Cyprinus carpio (common carp)
Lineage: Eukaryota; Metazoa; Chordata; Actinopteri; Cypriniformes; Cyprinidae
Exons: 7
Coding region: 389-1084 (231 amino acids)
Biological process (GO): immune response-regulating cell surface receptor signaling pathway
Cellular component (GO): plasma membrane
Molecular function (GO): signaling receptor activity
Source: RefSeq, a predicted model, not a curated record
UUUUGGAAAGAAUAUUUUUUUCUAUAGGGUAGUCUAGAGAACCAAAGUUACCAAAUCUAGCAACAAAACUGCUAAAUUGGCAACACUGCCUACUUUUUCUUAAUCCCUUUUAUCUUCAAUAUUUGCAUGAAAGUUCAAACACCCUGGACGAGGUUCAGACAACAUGAAAACACUACAACUUGAAACCACUACAGACACACAAGAAGAGGUCUGACACUGUCAAUGUCGAAGGAAGACAAACUAAGAAGAACAAUGAUCAGAAACGGACACAGACACAAAGCCGACUAACAAAUAAAAAUGAUUGGUGAGAAACAACACAAGUGAAAAGCACCUGUGAUUCAAGGAUUUGAAGAUACAAGUUAAGAAGUACAAGAAAAGAGAAACAGAGAUGAUUAUCCUGGCCACUAUUGUGAUAUUGAUGUGUGUCACUGCCAGCGGCACCAUGGAUGGGUCUGAGAUGAAUUGUCAUUCAGUGGUCAGAGUGCCACGAAACACAGUGUUUCUAGCUCCUGUUAGGAGCGUGUUGAAGAUAAACUGUACUAUUACUCUAGAUGGAUGUCACAGGAACCCAAGAGUCUCAUGGUGCAAACGCUAUGGAGAUGACUGUAAAUCUUUAAAUUACUCAAAUCACAUAACAACUGAGUGGAAGAACAUCACAGAACAUCAAGGGAUGGCUUUCCUGGUUUUCCUGAACAUAUCAAUGGAGGAUGCAGGUUUCUACAGAUGUAAAGAAAGCGACAUGUCUAUAGGCCAUGUUAUUAAUGUGACUGUGACAGCUGAUAAUAAGAAUGAAGAGUUUUCACCCACUCCGAACAACACAAUACAUGAUCUAAAUACACCUCCAAACGAUGGUCUGCAGCGGCUUUGGUAUUCUGUAUACAUCUGCAGUGGAAUAGUGGGGCUGGUCUUCAUAGUUAUGAUUGUAUCAUUUCUUUAUAUCUUUAGACGCCAAGGGAGAAAGUCUACAAGAAAAGAUAUGGCAAAUAAAAAUCAGUUCAUGGAAACACAAAAAAAUGACCUGCUUCUUCCUCCCCAUCUCUAUCUGAACUCAGACGUGCUGACCUCUGUUGUAUACCGUGUUUAAGAAUCUAUACUCUCACAGAAA